Molecule: messenger RNA, 1596 nt
Organism: Passer montanus (Eurasian tree sparrow)
Lineage: Eukaryota; Metazoa; Chordata; Aves; Passeriformes; Passeridae
Product: foot protein 1 variant 1-like
Exons: 2
Coding region: 322-1596 (424 amino acids)
Source: RefSeq, a predicted model, not a curated record
GGGACAGGGACAGGGACAGGGACAGGGACACCCCUGGGACAGGGAUGGGGUUGGGGACAAUCCCAGGGCACCCCUGGACAUGGCCAGAACCCAGACAGGGACAGGGACAGAUCCUGGGACAGGGACAGCUCUGGACACAGCCAGACACUGGACACGGACAGAGCCCGGGACAGGGACACAGGGACACAGGGACAGGGACAGAUCCCAGGACACUGCUGGACUCUGGACACGGCUGGAUCCCAGGUCACAGCCAGACAGUGGGACAGGGACAGGGACAGUGCUGGACACAGCCGGACACUGGACACAGACAGAUCCCAGGACAUGGCCGGACACUGGGACAGGGACAGAUCCCGAGACACAGCUGGGGACAGGGACAGGGACAGGGACAGGGACAGGGACAGGGACAGGGACAGGGACAGGGACAGGGACAGGGACAGGGACAGGGACAGGGACACUUCCAGGACAGCGGUGGACACUGGGACAGGGACAAUUCCAGGACAGGGACAGAUCCCAGGACACAACUGCAUGAUGGGACAGGGACAGAUACAGGGACAGGGACAGGGACAGUGCUGGGCACUGGGACAGGGACAAUUCCAGGACAGGGACAGGGACGGUGCUGGGACACAGCCGGACACGGGGACAGGACAGAUCCCAGGCCACAGCUGGGGACAGGGACAGGGACAGGGACAGGGACAGGGACACCGGACACGGCCGGUCCCGGCUGUGGAUCCCAGCCCGGCUCCCCCCUGGCUGCUGUGGGACCCCCAAGGACGUGACCGGAUCCCCCUGGACACCCCCGGAUGGACCCCGGACCCCCAAAUGGAUCCCGGACCCCCCAAAUGGAUCCCGGACCCCCAAAUGGAUCCUGGACCCCCCAAAUGGAUCCUGGGCUCUGAGCCCCCUCCUGGACAGAUCCCGGAGCCCCCAAAUUGGUCACGGAGCCCCCUGGGUGGAUCCCAGAUCCCCAAAUGGACCCUGGACACUCCAGAUGGAUCCUGGACUCCCUGGAUGGGUCCUGGACCCCCCCAAAUGGAUCCUGGGCCUCUGGAUGGAUUCCAGAUCCCCCCCAAAUGGAUCCUGGAUCCCCCUGGACUCUCUGGAUGGAUCCCAGAUCCCCAAAUAGACCCUGAACCUCUCUGGACUCCCUGGAUGGAUUCCAGAUCCCCCUGGACCUCUCUGGAUGGAUCCCAGAUCCCUCAAAUGGAUCCCAGACUCUUCAAAUGGAUCCUGGGCCUCUCUGGAUCUCCCUGGAUGGAUCCUGGAUCCCCCUGGAGCUCUGGAUGGAUCCCAGAUCCCCCCAAAAUGGACCAUGGACCUCUCUGGACCCUUUGGAUGGAUCCGAGACCCCUCAAAUGGAUCCUGAACCUCUCUGGACUCCCUGGAUGGAUUCCAGCUCCCCCUGGACCUCUCUGGAUGGAUCCCAGAUCCCUCAAAUGGAUCCUGGGCCUCUCCGGAGGAUCCUGGGCCUCUCUGGAUCUCCCUGGAUGGAUCCUGGAUCCUCCUGGAGCUCUGGAUGGAUCCCAGAUCCCCCCAAAAUGGACCAUGGACCUCUCUGGACCCUUUGGAUGGAUCCGAGACCCCUCAAAUGGAUCCUGA